AUGCUGGGGCGAUUGGUGAAGUCGAUGUACGGCACUCAGGAUGCUUCGCAUCUCUGGCAGUUGGACUACGUGGACUUGUGCUGCUCGAGUGAAGGUGGUUUCAAGAGGGGCAAGCACAACGCAGCCUUGUUCUUCAACCCGGCGGGUGACAUCCGCAUGGCAGUCCAUGGGGGCGAUUUCGUAGUGUUGUCGGACGUGGAUGGACUGGAGCACGUGGACAAGCUGUUGUCUUCGAAGUACCCGAGCAAGAUGAUGGGCACCCUGGGCUUCGAUGAGGGCGACAACGAGAGCUUGCAGUUGUUCAACAGGAUCGUGAGGAGAGGCAAGGACACCAGGGGCGAGUACAUCGAGAUCGAGCCCGACCCGAGGCACGCGAAGAUGAUCUUGGCAGAGACUGGUUGCACGGAGGCCACCAAGUCGGUCAGCACGCCGAGGGAGAAGCUCAUGGGCACGACGAUUCUCGAGGGGAUCAAGGGCAAGAAGCUGAUCGCGAGUGAGACUACUCGUUACCGGUCGGACAGGCUGGACUUGGUGGAGAGUGCGAAGACUUCGGCGCAGCGGAUGGCUGGGCCGACCGAGUUCGACUGGCAGCCGCUAAAGAGGGUUGCUCGUUACCUGGCAGGCAGACCGAGAGCCUCGAUCCGGUACCGCAUGCAGGCGCCGGUGAACAAGAUCAAGGUGUACGUGGACAGUGACUUUGCAGGAGAUCCCAUCACCAGGAAGUCAACGACAGGACUGGUGGCCAUGGUGGGAUCGCACCUGAUCAAGGGCAGCAGUACACUGCAGAGCCUCACCUCCCUGAGCGUCGGCGAGGCGGAGUUCUACGCAGUGGUCAAGGGAGGUGCGGUCGCGUUGAUGCUGAAGGCCAUCUACGAGGACUUCGGCGACCACAUGGAGGCUCUAGUGCUGAGUGACAGCACCACCGCAGGGAGCCUGGCAGAUCGUCUGGGAGUUGGGCAGAGGACCAGGCACAUCCAGACGAGGUUCCUUUGGGUGCCAGAGCGGGCUCAAGACCGGGACCUGAAGGUGCAGAAGGUUCACACUUCGAAGAACCUGGCGGACUUGGCGACCAAGCCG
This is a messenger RNA of Prorocentrum cordatum, 1077 nucleotides long. Lineage: Eukaryota; Dinophyceae; Prorocentrales; Prorocentraceae. The record is from the annotation of a GenBank genome assembly.